Molecule: messenger RNA, 1489 nt
Organism: Malania oleifera
Lineage: Eukaryota; Viridiplantae; Streptophyta; Magnoliopsida; Santalales; Ximeniaceae
Exons: 9
Coding region: 542-1117 (191 amino acids)
Biological process (GO): DNA repair; regulation of transcription by RNA polymerase II; regulation of cyclin-dependent protein serine/threonine kinase activity
Cellular component (GO): transcription factor TFIIH holo complex
Source: RefSeq, a predicted model, not a curated record
AUCUCAACCCCGACUCUUCCCAAUACUCCAAUCUCUCGCACUCUCUCUCUCUCUCGACACUCUCCCAUCCCUUUCUCCUCUUUUUCAGCUUCUCUUUGCGGAGACGAGCUUCUGGGAAAUCUGGUUGGAAGCGGUGCGUUUCGGGCGCAGGUUUUGGGACUCGGGAAAUGUUGUGGCUUUGUUCAGAGAACGUUCUCUCGGCGGUGGUUUCUUCAAUUCAGUGGCAUUUCGGUGCUGCAAGCCGUAUGUGCUGACUUUCAGGGAAGUCUAUGCUCUAUCAAUUGUGGGGCCUUUUUCCAACUGCUGUGACCAAUCUGUUGGAUCUUACUAGGCUGUACAAUAUCUCAAUUCUUAUCAUCAAAUGAGCUCAGUAGUGUAGCAAACCUCCAUGCUAGGUAAUUGUUGGGUUCAAUUUUCGAAAUUCACUUUCAGAAGUGGGUGUUAGAGGCAAGUGUUUGCUAUGUUCAAGGGUUUUAGUAUUUCACUGUCUUAGUGAGCAUAGAUUUCAGAAGUCAAGAAAAAAGGAAGGUGGACAGCAAAGAUGGUGGUGGCCUCGGGAACCAAUUCCUUUUCCAAGGAAAUGACCAUAAGAAGGAGGAUUGCCAGCAUAUUCAAUAAACGAGUAGAGGAUUUUCCAUCCUUGAGAGAAUACAAUGAUUACUUGGAGGAAGUUGAGGACAUGACAUUCAACUUGAUUGAAGGAAUAGAUGUUCCUGCUAUUGAAGCCAAAAUUGCAAAGUAUCAGGAAGAAAAUGCUGAACAAAUAAUGAAUUCUCGAGCUCGUAAGGCUGAAGAGUAUGCAGCAGCUCUAGCAGCAAGUAAGGGUCAUCCUAUGCAAACUGAUACUGAUGGGGCCAUGGACCAGAGCUCUCAGGGAGGAUUUGGUGUCGGUGCACAGGGACACUAUGCACCAGCAAUUGCUGGGGGUGCACUUGCACAGCCCCGACCAACACAACCUGUGCCACUUGGAGGGGGGCCUGACAUGCAGGGAUAUUCUGGUGAUAAUGAAGAAAUGAUGAGGCUCCGUGCAGAGAGAGGAGGCAGGGCGGGAGGGUGGAGUGUGGAGCUAAGCAAGAAAAGGGCACUUGAGGAAGCCUUCAGAAGCAUCUGGAUCUGAUUUCUCACUGAGCACUGCUAUUGUGUGUAUUUGGUAAACUCAUCCUUGCUGUGAUUAAGGCAACCAAUAUUUUGCUCGGAUUCUGAGAUAUGAGCCAGAAUCUGGGACUUUACCUAAAAGCAGCAUUUAUGCCCAUGUAGACCGUCUCCCAUGAAUUUUUGUAAAUGUAAGGUUCAUAGUAUUUCCCCUUGUCCAAUGAAUCUAUGAUACUAUAAUAGUUUCUUUUCUGAAUACAGUAAUCCUUGACCUAGAAAGGUUUUUUAAACAAUUUCCAGUGUGGUGUCUCAGUCUAAUGAGUAGACUGGAAUCUCACUUGUUGGAAUCAUUGUGCUGCUUUUUCAUGACAACAGAAAUGGCUGCUGCAGUUUGCUA